GGCAACCCAACUCAAUUUAGCUGCUGAGCUAGACAACGGCUGGUUAGCAGCUAGCUACCUCUCCGUGAACAUUUGCACAGUCAACUCAAACAGCCGUGUAACAUAUACAGUCUGCAUCAGAACUAUGUCGGCUAGUGACGACUCUGCCGACUUGACCAGAACAGCUUCUCCAGUUCAUCACAGAAAAAAACACAGCAUGGAGUCAUCCAGAUCUCCCAGAAGCUCCAAACACCACCAUUCACGGUCAAGGUCGCGCUCCAGGGACAGAAAACGUGACAGAAAAUACAGACGGAGUCGCAGCAGGAGUAAAGAGGCACGAAAGAGGGACUCUGAGAAGCCAUCAAAAUCUCACAAAAAAACAGACGAGCUGCAAGAGCAAGAGAGACUUUCGGCAGAGAAUGGAGAGGAGCGGUCCAGACGCAAAGACAGGAAGUCCUCCAGAGGUCGGAGCGUGUCCAGAUCACACUCACGAGAGAGGCGGCAUCGCAGCAGGAGUAGGGACAAACGACGAUCGCAAUCACACAGCCGGGACAGGAAGAAGAAAGCCAGGUCUCGCUCACGUUCAAAGUCCAAACACAGACAUCACAGCAGAAGUCGCAGCAAGAGCAGGGAGCGAAAGAAGAGGAGUGAGAAAGUGCGUAGAAAGAGUCAAAGCAGGUCUGUUAAUCCACCUGCCUUCCGGGGCCGAAACACAGCUAUGGAUGCACAAGAGGCUUUGGCCAGGAGUCUUCUUUUUUCCAGGCUGGAGAGAGCAAAGAAACUACAGGAACAGAAGGAAAAAGAAAUGUUGGAGAAACAGCAGCAGCAACAGCAGGAGAUUGCUGCAGUGACAGCCCCUAUUGCAGCAGCUGCAGCUGCUGCCGCCACAAACCCUGCUCUUAAUGUGGCAGCCCUCCUGGCCUCUGGGACGCAGGUCACGCCUCAGAUCGCCAUGGCAGCACAGAUGGCAGCCCUUCAAGCAAAAACAUUGGCGGAGACGGGCAUUGCAGUGCCCAGCUACUAUAACCCAUCUGCUGUAAACCCCUCGAAGUUUGCAGAGCAGGAGAAAAAGAGGAAAAUGCUAUGGCAGGGAAAGAAGGAAGGGGUAAGAGACAAGUCCCAGACAGCUGAGUUGUGGGAGAAGCUAAACUUUGGAAACAAGGACCAAAAUGUCAAAUUUCGCAAAUUAAUGGGUAUUAAAGGAGAAGAGGAGGGAGAACCUUCGAAACCACUCAAUGAUGAUGGCUUGAAGACUCUUCAAAAGCAGGAGGAGAUGUUCAGGAACCUUGACGUUCAGUACGAGAUGGCUAGAUCUCAAACACACACCCAGAGGGGAAUGGGCCUCGGCUUCACCUCCUCAUUUUCACGGGGGAUGGAUUCGAUCUAGUGCAAAACCCAUGGCUGUCUUUGCCACUUACCUGAUCAUAUAGGACUACCAACUCAUCGCUAGCCCUUAAGCUUGCAUGGAUGUUGCUCUGAAUCUGUAAUUUAUUUAUAGACAAACAUCUCGCAUAUUGGUACAUUAUAAUGUAAAUAGAAAGGUGCUGAGUUUGUCUCAGUGUUUAUUAAUCUGUACAUCUUUGAAAAAGGAAGCAUCAGUGUGACUGUCUGAUGCUGGUUGAAAUUAGAUAUUUGUUUGAGUAAUGUGGUAGCUUUUUUUUAAACUCAUAAAUAUAUAUAUGUGAUUUGUUUUGAACAUGAAUUGAAUAAGUGGUUCAAGUGAACACUGUUUACAUCCAUUUAGCAAAAGGCACCUGAAGUCAAUGUAGCAUUAUCUGAAUCCCUCAUUUUCAUUUCUCCUGACUGGGAAAAACAAAACAGCGGGGUGUAAUACAUAUGGUCUUCAGGACUGCCACGGAUAAAGACAGACCUGAAAGGAGUAAUCGCGUAUUUCAUGUUCUUGAAAUAAAUUAGUUUGUGUUGAAUGAGGUGUUAUUCUAU
This is a messenger RNA of Scomber japonicus (chub mackerel), 1920 nucleotides long. RefSeq names its product arginine/serine-rich coiled-coil 2 (gene rsrc2). The transcript has 10 exons. The record is from RefSeq and is a predicted model, not a curated record. The coding region runs from base 125 to 1366 and encodes 413 amino acids. Lineage: Eukaryota; Metazoa; Chordata; Actinopteri; Scombriformes; Scombridae.